UAACAAUAUCAUUAUUGAUUCAGAAAUGAAUAAGUUGCACCUAAACCAACCGCUAAUAAUGUGUCAUCAUGUCUUCGAAUGCUGUUUAUACUUGAUUAGUUCCCACAUGUUGAAACAGGUCUUUAAACUUGAAUAUUAACCAAGGCAACUUUUGUUUAUAAUGAGAAUGGGUAGUUGGAAGUUACCAGAGCUAGAAUAGAUAUAUGUGGUUCAUAAAUGAUCCAGUGUGCUUCUGGGAAGGUGAAGUCCCAGCAGUCUGUAACCAUUUGAGUGAGACUGUUCUUUAGGCAUUUUAAUGCCCUGAAUUCCAUCAAUGAUCUAGAUUUCUCUAGGCUUUAUUCCACUGAUACACAAAGCCCCUUCAGUGAACCAGCAAAGUAAGAGAUCCAAAGAGUAUGCCCUUCCUACUUUUAUUUCUGACAUGUAUGGGAAAUCUUAGGUGUGACUGGGUACAAAUCUGUGAAAAGGCCAACUGUAGAAAAGUCUAACUAUGCACAUAAUCCCAAGGAAAUAAUUUUUCCUCAAAGGAAAAAGUGUUUUCCUUUGAAGUUUUAGUAUUGUUAUAAUACUGGUGGUCCACAGUCUACAAACAUAUAAUUUAUAAGUUCAUUUGCAAGUCACCUGUGGUUAUAAAAUAAUAAUAUACAUGGUGCUUAGGUGCUAGAUCAGGUUACAGAAGCCUGUUUGGUCAGUAAUUGUAAUACCAACAAUGAUGGAAACUACACACCUUUUGUAACAAUAUUCCUACCAGAAAAUGCGGUGAGAAUUCCAGUUUAGAAUCUUGGAAUGUUAGAUUAGAAGGAACUGUAUAGCAUUUAUCACUCACCUGGGGUGCCAUUUAAAAAAUUCCUGUCUUCCACCUCGGAUGCAAGUUUCAGAAUCCUUUUCACUGGAGCCUGGAAAUUUAUCAGCCAGUUUUGGAAUGUGGGAGAUUUUGAUAAGAUCUGGCGAGAACAUUGUGAGGAUGAGGAAACACUUUGUGAAUACGCUGUUGCAAUGAAAAAUUUGGCAGAUAACCAUUGGGCAAAAACUUGUGAGGGCGAAGGUCGUAUUGAAUGGUGUUGUAGUGUAUGCAGAGAAUAUUUCCAAAAUGGUGGGAAGAGAAAAGCACUUGAAAAAGAUGAAAAAAGAGCUGUACUCGCCACUAAGACCACUCCAGCCUUAAAUUCACAUGAGUCUUCUAAACUUGAAGGUCAUUUAACCAACCUCAGCUUUACAAACCCUGAAUUUAUAACUGAGUUGCUACAGACCUCAGGAAAGAUCAGAUUACUUGAUGUUGGCAGCUGCUUUAACCCAUUUCUGAAGUUUGAAGAAUUUCUAACUGUUGGCAUAGACAUCGUACCUGCUGUAGAGAGUGUAUAUAAAUGUGACUUCCUGAACUUGCAGCUUCAGCAGCCACUCCAGCUUGCGCAGGAUGCUAUAGAUGCCUUUUUGAAGCAGCUGAAAAACCCUAUCGAUUCUCUUCCUGGAGAACUUUUCCAUGUGGUGGUUUUCUCUCUCCUCCUUUCUUAUUUUCCAUCGCCUUACCAACGGUGGAUUUGCUGCAAGAAAGCCCAUGAACUGUUAGUGUUAAAUGGUUUAUUGCUUAUCAUCACACCUGAUUCCUCCCAUCAGAACCGUCAUGCUAUGAUGAUGAAAAGCUGGAAGAUUGCUAUAGAAUCCCUGGGCUUUAAACGUUUCAAGUAUUCAAAAUUUUCACAUAUGCAUUUGAUGGCAUUUAGAAAAACCUCCCUAAAAACCACAAGUGACUUGGUUAGUAGGAACUACCCAGGGAUGUUAUAUAUUCCUCAAGAUUUCAACAGUAUAGAAGAGGAGGAAUAUUCUAAUCCUUCGUGCUACGUUCGAUCAGAUAUAGAAGAUGAACAACUAGCAUAUGGUUUCACAGAGCUCCCUGAUGCUCCAUACGACUCAGAUUCUGGAGAAAGUCAAGCCAGCUCUAUUCCUUUCUAUGAGCUAGAAGAUCCUAUAUUACUUUUAAGUUAAUAUCAAAGUAAAAGGCCCUUUCAGUCCAGACUCCUAAACUAAUCGCUUACACUAAUCAGAAAUACUAACAUGAACUCAGUACUUAAACCUGGUUUGCAUAGAAGAAAUGCAAAGGUUUACAGAGUUUGCUAUUUUUUUCUACUUCUGGAUUUUAAAAUUUAUUCUUAUAUAGAAAGCUUAAAGUUUCAUGCAGAGUGACUCCUGUCAUAGCAGAAACCACUGUUACUUUAGCAUUUAGCACUAAGAUAUCAUAGAAAGGUACCUUUUUUCUUUAGUGCUAUUGUGAAAAGUGAAGCAUAACUUGCUAUGUAUUUUCUUUUAAUCUUUCAGUGUUGACUUUUAAACCAUUGCAAUGAGAAAGAUAUGUAGAAAGCUGUAGCUUGCACUUUGAUGACUCACAAGUUAAAUGUGACACAGAGAUAGAUUGGUUUAGUUGUUUUGUGAUGCACUUACUCUCUUUUCUAGCUAAAUUGUUAUCUGUUACAGAAAGCCAUUUUCUGCAGUUUUGUCUGAUGAUCCAGCAUUUCAUCAACAUUUUGGAAUUGAUAAUUUGUUUUCUUUUUUGCUCAUUUGGUAGCAUCAGACACUUGGGGAAAGAUUUCCCCCAAGUAUGUAUUCUAAUUUCAUUAGUACAGUAUAAUCAACACCAUUGCCAAAGUAGAAUGUUCGUAUCUUUCAUAUUGAUUAGGCCUUGGUGUUAAGUAUAUUUAACUGUGAGAGUUCACUCUUACCUUUUUUAAAUUUAGUUUUCAUUUACAAAAUUUUCUAUUUAAGCAAGGAACAAUACUCAAUCCUGACCUGAAACACCUUUGUGAAAGGGUUUGCACUUGUUAGAGUUUAUGUUCUGUCUAGACCAACCUUGUUAGGGUCCUCACCUUUCCAUUAAGGAGGUGUGCUGCACUACAAGUCUGGAAUUAUAUAGAAACAUUUUAAAUUAACCCUCUGCUAGCAAUCUCAUAAAAUGGUUUUGACCUUUCGAUAUUCUAAUUUCUAUCAAAAUUCUAGCAGGAAAUUUUCUUUCAAUAUAUAAACCGUUAGUUGGCUGUGGGAAUUUUCCCUUUCCACAUUGAUAAAUAACUUUGUGUUUCUGAAUCAGAAGCAAAUGAUUAAGAAGAAAAAUAGGUCCAAACAAGACAAGAUUAGUUUAAAUAGCUAAGAACAUUUGGUCCACAUUGUCUUGUCAGCCAGCAAUUGUCACGUAAACUGUCAUUUUUAAGAGUGCCACUGUGUGGAUUUUUUUUUUCAAGUGGUUAUUACAUUAAAAUUACCUCAUACUGAGGUUUUUGCACUGAAAUAUCACAGUUUCAGAAUUCAUGGUUAAUGUGUGUGUGUGCGUGUGUGUGUGCGGGGGUGUGUGUGGGUGUUUUUAAAGGAAACUUGCAUUUUCAAUAGUUGAUCCUAAAUUUCAUAAACUGCACUUCUUUACUCUGGUAAAACUGAUGUUUUUGUGCUUAUUGUGAGUUGCUGUAGUUAACUUUGAAUGUCAAACUUUAUUUAGAAAGACAAAACUUCCCUUUAAGAUAUCCGUGUUUGGAUAUAUAUACCUGAUACUUCAAAUUAAAUUUCACAUUCUAAAUUAAUGAAAGUAACAGGAUUGUAAUUAACCUGAAAAGUCAGUUGAAUGAAUGCAAUAAAUAUUGGUUGCUCAACUAUGCCAAAAGUAAUUUGAAAUGUUUCAUUUACUUUCAAUAGCCUGAGUCCUUAAUAAUUAGAAUUGACUUCUCUUUCCAGUUAAGUACUACAGGUCAUAUCUUGUAUCUUCCCCAAAAGAAGGGUAGAAAUCCCCCACUGUGUUCAGGUAACACAAAACUGUAUUUUCGUAGUACCUCUUUUACCAGACUGCCCGUUUCCUUUGAUUUGGCUGAAUAGAAUCUUAAAGGCAAACAAUAUAUCUAAUUAAAAUGCUUUGAAAGUAAAUGAAAACUGUGCUUUUGAGAGGCUGGUGUAAGUAUGACCUUGGAGUCAGCCUUUGUGUUACAGCUAAAAUGUUGGUGCUAUAAAUUCUUCUGAUUGUUUACAGAUGUUGAUUCUGCUUAUGCUCCAAAGUGUGCAUGAUUUAUUUUAAGUAGUCCUUAAAAGAAAAGUCUCUUUAUAAAACCUACUCCCACUUAGUAUAAAUUUGUUUGGAUUUAUAAAUAUCAUUUGUUACUGUAAAUUCAGCUUCAAAUUAGGUUGGUAUAGGAUUUAAACUAAUACAUAUUCCACCAAAGCCAAUUUAACAUUUAAGUGUUAAAAUAUAAGCAGUCCUUGUGGCUUGGUGCCAGAUUAUAUAUGUAAUGACAAGAGAAGUUAACAGAGCCUUUUAAUAUUGUGUGGGUACUCUUGAGAGUGAUUUCAUUUGGAUAUAAGUAAAUUUUAAGGCAUCUCCUAGCUCAUAACAGGAUUCUCCAAAAUAUUUGGAGUUUCAAACUAAAUGAUAUUCGGUUAGAUUCUUCAGGAUCAUGACUAGAUCAAAAAUGGUUUAUAUCGUAGUUGCCAAACGGUGGGAGAUGGCAUACCUGAAAAUGUAUGUUUGUGUUUGUUGUAUUUUUUCACAUUUUGUGAACAAAGCACAUUUAUUAAAAAUUUUAAAUUUUCUAAUAA
Canis lupus familiaris (dog) is the source of this 4566-nucleotide messenger RNA. RefSeq names its product base methyltransferase of 25S rRNA 2 homolog (gene SAMTOR). Gene Ontology annotation, biological process: negative regulation of TORC1 signaling. The record is from RefSeq and is a predicted model, not a curated record. The transcript has 5 exons. NCBI's taxonomy places the organism in Eukaryota, Metazoa, Chordata, Mammalia, Carnivora, Canidae. The coding region runs from base 997 to 1983 and encodes 328 amino acids.